ACAAUGCUGAUAAUCACACCACCUAAUAUCUAUAAUACAGUGUUUCGUGAGGUUGAUAAUGAACUUCGUAAUUGUGUAACUCUUGCAAUAACUGAAAAAAUUUGGGAGCAAAUGAAUCAUAGUCUUUUAUAUAAUGCAACACAAAUUAAUCAUAAAAAAGAUAUUAAUACUGAGUUCUCAUGUGAAACUACUUGUAUUGACGAAGUUUUUGACCUACCUCAAGCUUCAGCAAAUACUAUUCUUAAUGAACUUUAUGAUCAAUUAACUUCAAUAUGGGAAACUAGUAGAACUGAUACAACUGGCUCUGCAACUCAACUCCCAAUAAAAUGGAUCUCUACUAGAAAUGAUGAAGCAAUUGAAUUAUCAAGACAAGAACAAGCUAAACAAAGAUUUGCAAAAGCAUUUGGUUUCACAAAAACAAUGAUCAAUAAAGUAAUUGAAUUGGACUUAGAUAAGAAACUAAUUACAAUGCUCGAAGAUUUUCAUGAAAAGGAAAUUAGGCCAAAAAAUCUAGAGCUUAAUAGCAUGACUAAUAAGUCUAACAAAACGAACAUUACUAAUUUGAAUGAAAAAAACUAUCAGGGAUCUGAAAAUGAAACAUCCAACUCUUCAGAUAGAUUUGAUGAGAUUCAAAAGAGGAAGGCUCCAGUUGUUGCUGAAAACCCUACACUAAAACGAUAUAAAGGACGUCUGCCAAAAGCUCAUAGAAUUCUUAGUAGUAUAGAAAAUAUUAAAAGUAAUCAGCAAAACAUGAAACAAAGAAGUAUUAAAUGUACAUAUUAUCAUGAAAUAGGUCAUAACAUCAGAUGCUAUAAAGCAAAAUUAACUAAUGAAGCUAAUUAA
Messenger RNA from Racocetra fulgida, 843 nucleotides. The record is from the annotation of a GenBank genome assembly. NCBI's taxonomy places the organism in Eukaryota, Fungi, Glomeromycota, Glomeromycetes, Diversisporales, Gigasporaceae.